Centropristis striata (black sea bass) is the source of this 1774-nucleotide messenger RNA. RefSeq names its product synaptotagmin XV (gene syt15). Gene Ontology annotation, molecular function: calcium-dependent phospholipid binding; syntaxin binding; calcium ion binding. Gene Ontology annotation, biological process: calcium-ion regulated exocytosis; regulation of dopamine secretion; cellular response to calcium ion. The record is from RefSeq and is a predicted model, not a curated record. The transcript has 7 exons. NCBI's taxonomy places the organism in Eukaryota, Metazoa, Chordata, Actinopteri, Perciformes, Serranidae. The coding region runs from base 506 to 1768 and encodes 420 amino acids.
GUACAAGAACCUCAAAGUUAUACAUAAGACCAAUACUUGAGUAAAUGUACUUAGUUACAUUCCAUGACUGGUUAUUAGAUACAACCCCAGUUCUAAAAAGUAUACUGUGGAAAACAUUAAAAAACAGGAAAUUAUUACUUUUUUGCAUGCAAUCACUGGCCACUUUAUUAGGUACACCUGUCCAACUGCUCCUAAUUGCAAAUAUCUAAUCUACCAAUCAUACAGCAGCAACUCAAUGCAUUUCAAAUAAAACAGCAUAGUGUGCAGAUGGCUGCCUAAAUCAGCGGUUUGCUCCUUUAAAAAUACAGCAGAUAACAGCAUGAAAUGGUGAGAAUCCUGCAGCUGUGUCGUCCUCUCUCUCUGCUCACAUCCAGGACACACUUCACACACACUUUGCUGCAAAACAAGAGACUCAACAGUUGAUACAAAGUCGCCUUAACCAUGGCAGGUAAGCUGUAAACAUUAGACCCAAACAUUACUACUUUGGGGUUUAUUUUCCAUGUGAAUGUUUGUUUGUUCAGACCGGGUGUUGCUGUUGGCUGUUGGUGUGUCUGUGGCUCUGCUGCUGCUGCUGCUGCUGGGUCUCCUGUUCUAUCUGUGGAGGAGGGAGAAGAAGAAGAAGCAGAAAGGUCGGAGUCAGUACGAGGAGCUGCUCUCUACGGUUCCUUCAGUACCAGCGUCCUCCGCUCCAGUGAUCCUGGUGUCUCAGGGCUCCUGGGCCAUGCCCAGUGAGAUUCCUUUCACGUUGCCUCCUCGCUUUAUGCCACAAAAUCACGCUGAAUUGAAGAACGAGGAGGAGAGAGAAGAAGAAGAGGAGGUGAGGAUGGAGGCCCAGAGGGACAUACUGGCUCAUCGUGGGUCUCUCUCAGUCAGCAGGCUGUUCCCGGUGGGCACGGUGCUGGCCGGCCUCUACUCCGUCCCUCCUCUGAACGAGGUGGUGGCUCCUCCUCCCGGCAUGGCCACCCGUCUCUGCUUCUCUGUGGAGUACCGGCACAGCAGCGAGCAGCUCAUGGUGUCCCUGCUCCGCCUCGGGAACCUCCCGCCCCGCUUUCACGGCAACGUCACGCUGGUGGAGCUCCGGCUUCUCCCCGACGACCGGAGGCCCCGCCAGGCCAAGGCCCGGGGCACGGGGCCCGACCCCGAGUUCAACGACUGCUUCGUGUUCCAGGUGUCAGGUGUGUGUGUGCCUCAGAGCACCCUGAGUGUGUGUGUGCUGAGUGUGGAGCAGGACGGGAAACGGCACGCGGUGGGCCGGGUGCUGUUUCCUCUGGAGGGGGAGCUCGGGCAGGCCGGCAGGGUGCUGUGGAGGGACCUGGAGACAGAGGACGACACGCAGUGUUCGGAGCUGGGUGACGUGCAGAUUUCUCUCAGCUACAGUCCGUCUCUGCAGCGCCUCUCUGUGGUCGUUCCGAGGGCUCGAGGCCUGCAGCUGCUCACAGAUGCAGGCGUGUGUGUCCAGGUGAGCUUGCAGAUACACACUCAGGCGGUGAAGGUUAAACGCAGCUGUGUGGUGAAACGUGAAAUCGACCCGUGUUUCGACCACAGGAUGACCUUUAAACUGCGCUCGCAGCACCUGGACGAGGCCUGUCUGAGGUUUGAGCUGCAGCAGCCAAAUGCCGUCCGCUCAGAGCCUCCGGUCCUGCUGGGAGUGCUGGUGUUGGGGCCCUUCAUGUACGCCAGGGGCCCGCAGCUGCAGCACUGGAUGGACAUGGUGAACACGCCACAGGAGCCGGUCCAACUGUGGCACGCACUGGGCAGGGCCACUUAACACACA